GGGAGGGGAAGGUAGAUGGAGGGAUAGGAGGAACAGAAGAACGGAGCCAAAGCGUGAAAUCGAGGUAAAUUGGCACGCACAGUCAGUGAAGAGGGCUUCAGUGACAGGCGGCGGCGGCGGUGGUGGUGGUGGUGGGUGUCUGAAGAGAGGGGAGAAAGAUCGAGGGGACCUGGAGGGAGGAGGAGGAAGAGACGCGGGGAGAUGUUGACAUCGAGGGUUAAAGGCGAUCUCGUGUGACCGUGAAGACCCCGGGGGCUGCCACGCGCUUUUCUUUGGCACAACUGGAGUUCUUGGCCGGUUGCACAAACACGCGGAGACAAAAUGUGCAUUAGUUUACCCUGCUGCUGCUGCUGCUGCUUAAAGCUGUGAAGCGAAACGCUUUCGCUUAAGUCGCCCUAAGCAAAUGAACACAGCCCUUUGCCUCUGAAGAGACUCGUCUCAUGUCGUUGGGUGCUCGUCUGUGCUGAGCUGCUGGAGCUGCAUCGUGGCGUUGUGGGAGGCCUUUCUGGGCCAGCCAGAGUUUCAUCGACUGCGCAGGGGCUCUGGGGACACAUCGUGCGGUGCGUGGUUUCUCCGGCGCCCUGCUUGAGAUGGCGGGAGAUGAGUUCCCCGGAGCGGGAAGUCAGCGGGGGGUCGAUGGAUCCGGGGGAACCGAAUAUCAAGUGGGAGUUUACGGGUGGCGCAAGCGCUGCCUCUACCUGUUGGUGCUGCUGCUCACAGUUAUCCUGAUUGUCAACCUCGCGCUCACCAUGUGGAUCCUCCGCGUCAUGCACUUCAACCUGGAUGGGAUGGGCCAUCUCAGAAUGUCCGAGGAAGGCCUCCGUCUCGAGGGAGAAUCCGAGUUCCUGCUCCCCCUGUAUGCCAAGGAGAUACACUCACGCAAGGAGAGCCCACUGCUCAUGCAUUCAGCUCGGAACGUGACGGUGAACGCACGCAACUCGGAUGGGCACGUGACAGGGCGACUCACAGUGGGAGCGGAUGCGCUUCACUACGAGGGCUCGCGUCUCGAGAUCACCUCGCCCCAGGGCCGAUCGCUGUUUGUGGCCUCUGAUGACGAGGUGGUGGUCGGGGCCGACCGCCUACGGGUUACCGGGGCCGAGGGAGCCAUCUUCGAGCACUCGGUACAGACGCCGCAGAUCAGAGCGGAGGCCUUCAACGAACUCAAGCUGGAGGCCCCGACGAGGUCUCUGACCAUGGACGCACCCAAGGGAGUUAGCAUCCGGGCCGAGGCGGGCGGGCUCGAGGCAAUGUGUCGAACGGACAUCACCCUGCAGUCCACAGAGGGCGCGGUGGUGCUCGAUGCUGCACGCGUGCUUCUGCCGAAAUUGCCCGAGGGCACAAGAGGGUCAGGAGGGGCAGUGGGAGGUGCGGGGGGUCCCGUGUACGAGCUUUGUUCGUGCCCCAACGGAAAGCUGUACCUGGCAGAGGCUGGGCCCCGCUCCACCUGCCUGGAGCAAAGUGGCAUCUGUCAGUAGCGCAAAAUGUGCUUGCGUGCACACACACACACACAUAAACCUGCGCACACAUGGACAAGCGCGUGCACACGGUAUAGACACGUAACAACAACUGCCUUUCACCGCGAAGUGGCGGUAACGUCACCACGGCGCUUGUGCCAUGUAAGGUGCACGUAGAAACAUACACACGGAUGCACAGAAAUUCACAGAUGUGCACAAUUACAGAUGCACACAGACAUACGGAACACACAAACGCACACAGAUGCAUGCACAGUAUACACUUAUGCGCACACAUAUGCAGACAGAUGCAUAGACACAUUCAGAUGUAUACAGUGAUACACACAGAUGAGCACAUUUUUAUCACACACAACCGCAGAGAUGCACAUGCAGCCUUAUACUCAAUGUGUACACAGAGAUGCAUGCACACAUGCAGAUAGAUCUGUGGGAAGAUAGAUGCAUCUACACACAGAGAUGCAGAUACAAUUGGGUGCUCAAGUACAUGCAAAUACAACAAACUUGGAGGUGGUGACACCACUACAGCUCCUGUGUGAGGCUUAGUCUGCACACACCAUGCACUACCAUGCACUACCAUGCACUACCAUGCACAUGCACUCAAGCACACCAUGCACUACCAUGCACAUACACUCAAGCACACCAUGCACUACCAUGCACAUACACUCAAGCACACCAUGCACUACCAUGCACUACCAUGCACACACCAUGCACUACCAUGCACUACCAUGCACACACCAUGCACUACCAUGCACUACCAUGCACACACCAUGCACUACCAUGCACUACCAUGCACAUAGACUCAAGCACACCAUGCACUACCAUGCACUACCAUGCACAUACACUACCAUGCACAUACACUCAAGAACUAAUAUAUAUAGACUCGCGCACUGCGCUCGUAAAUCUGUUUACGCAUAUAUGCUCACGUGCAUACAGGCAUAUACACAUACAAUGUGACACUGGUUCAUUCACUAAACACAUUCGUUGAAUAGCAUACCCACUCAUGAAUACAUAAGAGUGUACAUACGUACAUAUAUAGUGUUAUUAAAACAUUUUUUAAAAAGGGAACUAUUUUUUUGCUGAAAGGAAAAUGAAAGUUGACACUUUGACCAGCACACGUUCUGCAUUUAUAUUUAAAACUAAAUUAACAAAAAUCCCCAAUUUGUUCAGGAUUGACUGUUGUGGCAUUCACAAGUUAGCAAGUGUCUGUUAAAGGGGACAGCAUUACACGGGAAGGAUUCGGUGUGGCCAGCACCACGCACAACCAACCACCAUUAUCUCCCAAGCAGAUAUUCUCAAGGCCCCAGGUAUUUAGUUUAGGCUGAGAUAACCUAGGGGAGAGACUCAUGCCCAGUUCACUUACCAACUGCAAAAUCUGCAUCAUGAUCAAGAAUUGAACCCAGGUUCAUCUGGGAUUGCAGUCUAUUGCACAAACCGCGAUGCCUCUGCUCAUGCACAUGACAAAGAUCCCUGUUUAACCAUAGACUGUUGGAGCCAGUACUGUUAGCGAAUACCUAUUGAGGUCACCAUAACAUGAAAAGGUGUGUGAGCCAGCACUCGUACAUGCCUGGCCACCUUUAUAUCUCGUUAUGAUGCUCAUACGCCGCACCAGAUGCAGUCAUUGUAGACUGAGUCAAGUUAAGAUGGGCCCAGACCAAAUUUGAUUCCUAUACCACAGUUCCUGAAAUCAAACUGGUAUGUCAGGAUGGUUGUGCAUUGCAUUUGAUGCACACAUGACAUUUCAUUUACACGUACCACAAACAUGCAUACAUGUAUAUACUGUAAUCUCAUUGACACACAAACACAUGUACAUAUUCAUACACGCAUAAAUAUUUUCCACCACAUGCACACAUUGGGUUCAUUCGCAUUCAGACACGUACACGUAGUAUACACGUAACCCACUUGUACUUCAUAACACGUACCCACACACACACACACGAUUCUUGUAAAACACGUGUGUUUGUACAUUGUGUCUCCCCGGUCGUCAUGGUGUUGUCGCUCUCGUCGCUGCUCUGUCAUCGCAAAUCUUCGAUCCCAGACGCAUUUCACCCGAUCCCCCCAAGGCCCUUGUGACACUGGCUCGGAGAGGUGACCAGGUGGCUCUAGAAGCUUCUUAAUGGCCAUGUUGGAGCGCUAAGAUCAACACCUGCUUUCCUAGGCUCAAUGAAUGAAGCUGCAUAUCUCCCGCUCUGUCGGGCGGUUCCUAAUGGCUGUAUUGGAAGCACUGAAGCAGCACAUUGGAGGUUCUUGGUUCAAUCUACAUGGCUAGAUGUCUUAGGUGUUCACAAUUAUCCGUAGUAGUGACAUCACAGGCAUCUGCAGUGGACAACCAGUGCACCUCAUGCUUAUCUGUCAAAAACAGCCUUCAUGGGUCUCUACCAAUGCUAGGUUGCACUCGCUACAGCUAUGUGGAGAUGUGGUUCUCUCCAUGUAUCAUGUCAAGUCUCAAGGAGACUCGUUUUUCACAAUGUUGAGUGUCUCACGGCUUUGCAAUGGAUUUUCACAUGUUUUGUUUACCUGAAAUGAAUACUCAGCCCAAUGUAUUGCAGUGUCUCACCGGGCAGCUGCUGAUGGUUCAGGUCUUAUGUGAGGGUCAGCUCAAAAGUCAAGAAAGUAAUAACUAUUCAAGGUUAUUUAAUUUACUAUGGGGGUGUUCACGAAGUGGUGCACAUUAGCUUAUUGAUACUAUGGAAACUCAUUUAGUAACCCCCCCACCCCCAAUUGUAUCAAAGUGUACUCGCCCUUGCAGUCACAGUUCUGAGUCUCAGUUUCUUGGUUUCCCUCCGUUUCCCCAAACUUUUUCACUCCGUCUCACAGAAUGUUGUACCCUCUGGGGUUGGCAAGUGUGAUGUAGGUUUCAAAUGAGCUGAGAGGCAGUCUUGACUGAAUUAAACUUACGACGCCCUGUUCCGAGCAUGGCCAUUGAGUGCCCCGAGAGGCAGAGCCACCCUGCUGACUCCACUCGCUGUUAAUUCGUUUUAAAUUGGACAUGAACCAUACAGCUUUUACACUUGACUGGAGCAUCAGUUUGUCCAAGUGCUUGGUGUGUGUCGCCUCCCCACCCACCCACCCACCACCCCCCCACCCACCACCCCCCACCCACCCACCACCCCCCACCCCACCCCAUCAUUGUUGCAAGAACAAAAAAAAAUCUAUGCAAGCUGUUGAGUGUCGCAAUACAAAACCAAAUGUAUUUUAAAAUACUAGUAUUCCUGUUAUUAUUGCUGUUACUAUUAUAAUGGUUAUGGUUAGUCACUCAUAUGACAUUAUUUAUUAUGAUUUUAAGGGCAAAGUGUCUCAUUGCUCAUUGGGCAGAAUGGCCUUCUUGCCAUUCUCGGUCGGUGGUGGAAAUUCCACGACUGAGCGUGGGAGCACGAAGACAACAGCCCCCCACUGCUCGUCGUCAACUGCAUGACGCGGUGGAGACCCUCCGAUACCAGAUCACUUCAUCCAAUCCCUUGGGGAAUGAUGAUGGGGUUAAAUCAACAUUUGGCCAUUAUCUCAAUUGAGGAUUUGAAGCCCUGAUGUUCAACUGUUAUCACAUUAUUAGUCAUAGAAUUACAAGCUGUCGGUGUUAUAAGGCUGCAAAUGUUAAGGUUUUUGCAGUACAGUGCUCAAAUGGGACCCUUUGGGACCCACUGGCUCAAUUGGGAGUCAUAGCUUUGAGUCGCAGCCUUAUACACGAGGCUAUACUUUAUUGUGCACAUACUGUUGUGGCAGAUUAAAAUGAGCCCAAAAGUAGUGCCAAUUCCCCCAUUUUUGAUCAUUAACAUUGGCACAUUUUCAUCUAAAAAUAUCUGACAAAUUUCUAUUCAGAUGAUAAACGGGCCCUAAAUCUUACACCAGUCAAAGUGUAUCUUUGCUCAAACAACCUUGAAGUAGUGCUCAUCAUCAUUGGCAGCCCUGAGCCUGGGGUAGAAAUUGCUAUGACAGGACAAUAGGAGAGAGCCAACUGCUGGCUUUGCAAAGUUGCGGUUACUGUCAAUCCCAGUAGGAAUAUGGGCUGAGUCAGGCACCAAGCAAGAUUUGAACACGAUUCCGAAUUAAACGUUCUUACCAUUGCCGUAUGGGUGGUUUAAAUGCAGUAUAUAGGUACGAAUUUACAAACAGCAUCACACAGGGCUCAGUUUUACCAGACAGGGUUUUAAAGUUUAAAAGUGGGCAAAUUAUGUAAAUAAUAAUAGUAAUGUUUUUGACUGCUAAAAAGGGAUAAAAAACAAUGGAUGUAGUAAAUAUGUAUUUUGAAAAGAUAUUGUAUAGAAGCCUUUGCUAAAAUAAUGCAUAUUAAAAACGUGGGGGAACCCCCAUGAAAAUGCCGGUUAUAUUUUGAAGAAUUAAAGUGUUGUGCAUUUGUGUCGAGUUUGUAUUGUCACAUGAACCCACAUACUGUUGGAUGAUAUUAUAACUGGUCACAUUAGUAGUCAUUCCCAAACUAAUAUCCAUCCCCUGUAGGGCUGCCAUUUACAGCUAAGAGGAAAUUGGUGAGCACAUCAAACUGGCACUCCAAUAAAAUGAAGUCUUUGUA
This is a messenger RNA of Lethenteron reissneri (Far Eastern brook lamprey), 5991 nucleotides long. Its product is annotated as gamma-sarcoglycan-like. The record is from RefSeq and is a predicted model, not a curated record. NCBI's taxonomy places the organism in Eukaryota, Metazoa, Chordata, Hyperoartia, Petromyzontiformes, Petromyzontidae. Gene Ontology annotation, biological process: cardiac muscle tissue development; heart contraction. Gene Ontology annotation, cellular component: sarcolemma; sarcoglycan complex.